AAAAAGGUUCAGCGCACUGUCUAGUGGGUCUAGAUGACCCAACUCCCAAUGUUAAAGUGCCUAGGAUAGCACAAAGGCUGAUGUGACAUUUGUGACAUUAGUCACUCUCAAAUCAUUGAAAAUAUUUGACUGAGUAAACUUAAUCAAAAAGAUCCCUCAGAGCUCUGACACUAAGACAGACCCAUAGAAACAACCCGCCAGUAGAGUUUGUGUAAUAUUUACACUGACAACACAAAGCCGUUAACGUUUAGAAAAAAGAAGGGAAAGACGGAAGGAACAAAAGUUCAUCAAAGUUAAUGAUAACCCGGCUCCUGGUGUUCUAUUUUUCUGGAUAAAUCAGCUUUUUGACAGGUAAGUCGUCUAUCCAUGAAGAGCAAAAAACCUUUACUGUAUAGCUAAUCGCUAAUUCACAGAGAACUGUAGUGCUCCAACUGGUUUGAAGGGAAACGCUCCUUUUCUCUGAAAUCCUCAGGCAACUGAGCAAAAGGGAGGAAAAACAACUGGGGGGACAAAUAAGAAAGGGUUGGAGUUGUGUGUUUACUGAAAUGUAGCUCCUGUCUUUGACAAUGUGAUGUCAUAAACGCUCUAACAUCAGAAUUCCAGUUUUUAAUUUUCACAAUUUAGUUUUUUAAGCAAAUUUUGUGAUUGAAACACAAAAACUUUUAAAAUAAUGGAUUGUUAUAGAUGAAGAAAUUAUAUGAUGCAAAUGUUUAGAUUGUAUUGAACAAAGUACUCCAUCCCCAUUACAAAAUGAUUUAGAAAUAUCUGGAUGGAGGGCGUGUGACAUUAAUAUUUUAAUAAAAGGGGAAAGGGAAGCCAAUGGUGGACAUUCAAGUUCAUAUUGAACUUUUGGAAUUGGAAUGGGUUUAUUCUAGUUUAAGCACCUUUAUAGACUCAAUAAAGACAGAUGUGAAUCAACAAUCUUUUGAGUUUUUGGAAAAAUCCAACCAAAGUGUGCUUUUUGUUAAAUCUCCUAAACAUCAUUUGUUGAAUGAGCUUUCUUUGUUUUGAUGGUAGACGUACAGCUGAGCCAUGCACCAGCAGGUGGUUCAGCUCCAGCCUCGGAUCAGGGUGCAAGAGGCGGAGCAAUGGAGCACGGGUCUGUGUGAGUGCUACAAGGACAUGGGGGACUGCUGCUUUGCACUGUGCUGCCUCCCAGUGUUCACCUGUAAGGUGACCAGAGCGGCGGGGGCGUGCCCCUGCCUGCCUCUGCUGGACUGCAUCGGCUGCGUACCUCCAGCUUCUUUAGCCAUGAGGGCAUCGGUCAGGGAGCGGUACGGCAUAAAGGGCAGUGCGUGGAGCGACUGCUGGUACGGAUGCUGCUGCUACACUCUUUCUUGGCUCCAGAUUUCAAGAGAGCUGAAGAGAAGAGCGGCCUCCCACGCCUCCUCCUCGUCUUCUUCUUCCUCAGCCAGAUACGCGGCUUUGGCCUCCCAGCAGGGGGCGCACUUGGUCUAAAGAGAACUUUCUCUGAAGUUGACAGUGGCUGAGUUAUUCACAUUUCCCCUGCUCUGUCUUCACUCCUGCAUCUUUGUGUCCUGGAGAGAAGGAAACUCAGGUCAUAAAGAAGAAAUUGAAAUUAGUGAUAAAAAAUCUGCAAAACUGAUCAUAAAUUUCAGCAGAACUUUCUCGAAAUUGUACAGUUUCCUUCUCUGUUUUUGUAUCUGCAAUAACUUUCAUUGCAUUGUCAUUGUUUGUUUUGUUCUUUCCUCAAGUUUGACUGUUAGAUCCAGAGUUAAGCCUUUGUGCGCUACAUGUGUUGUUCAGUAAAACCUCACAUUGUGUGUUUGUCUAUCUUACAUGA
Oryzias latipes (Japanese medaka) is the source of this 1804-nucleotide messenger RNA. NCBI's taxonomy places the organism in Eukaryota, Metazoa, Chordata, Actinopteri, Beloniformes, Adrianichthyidae. The record is from RefSeq and is a predicted model, not a curated record.